GGAAGAGAGCAGUUUCCACCAGGACCUUGCUGAAAUACAGGCUGGGAUCAGACCUUGCUCAUGGUCCUGGGGAUGCGUCCCAACCACCUGGUGUGAGGCCCCUGCCAUGGUGACUGGCACUGAAGGUGACCAGGCGAUAUCUCUGAUACCCAGGAUAAAGGUCCCCAGGACGGUCCUGCGGGUGGUGCCACGAGGAGACGAGGAGCCCAUGGUGGUGCCUCCCAGCUCUCUUCCUGCUGCCCCAAAAAGAGACUGAGCCCCACCCACGAGCCACCGCGGCCUGGAAGCAGCUCACCAUGCUGACAGAAGACAUGAAGCUCUGGCACGGCUUAGCGAUCGCUGUGGUGUCCCUCAUCCUCCAGGCCUGCCUCCUUGCAGUCAUCAGCUACCUGCUCUGCAGGCACAUGGCCAACAAGAGUGAGCAGAUACUGAAAGAAGCCAGGCCCCAGGCCCUCAGGCCCAGCCCUGCCCAGGGCCCCGCCGCUGCUGCCAUGGAGAUGAAGGAGACUCGGGCAGAGAGAGGCGCGCCUGUGGCUGAGCCCUGCUACAGGCAUGACAGCGACACAUCCUCAGAUAGCUCUGACAGCUCAGUCAGCUCUGGAAGCUCGUCCCCCACCUGCCAGGCCGCCAAGGAUACAAAUUACACAAAGGUGGUCUUUCCAGUUCCUGGAGGCCGAAAAAAUGAGUCUGCCCUGGACUAUGAGAACAUAAAAGAAACCACAGAUUAUGUCAAUGUCAACCCAAAAUGCCACAAGCCCAAUUCCUGGACUGCUGUGAAGCCUGCUGUCUCUGAGCCAGUGGAAUACACUCAAGUAGCCUUGUGAGUUCUCGGUUUUUUUAAUAGGGUGUAGUUUUCUAUGACAUCUUGUAAUUUUUUUGUAGGGGAAUUACCUUUUUUUUUUUCAAACAAGAUAUAGGAGAAAAAAUAGGCUUGUAUCUCAGAAAGACUCAGAUCAGACCAAGAAGAGCUUCUAGGCGAAGCAUGCAAACCUUGCUGCACAUUGGUAGAGAAAGUGGUGAAGUGUUUCCAUAGAAUAUUUUGACAAAGACUUUAAUCAGCUGUAGUUGAGUUCUGCUUGGCAGUCUUAGGAUAAAUGGCUCUUCAAGCUCUUUAAUCAUCGGCACCAAACAACUUUCUUAAAAGUGUUAAGUGAAAUGGCAGCCACCGGUUCCUCUUCCCCUCUUGCUGGGCCUGCACGCAGUCCCCUUCUCAGCGCUGUAUCUUGCGUGGAACCCUGCUCUGCCCUCAGGACUUUGAAGAGUUCACAUAGGAUGCACACCAUCCAUCAUUCAACCUUUGAGUCCGCUGUUUCUUAUGGACGCAAGAUGACAAAGUCCUGGUAAACACCAACCAGCAUCACGAUCUGUGAUUCCAAGGAAAAUUUUCCCAGAUUCAAUCCAAAAAAAUGUAAUAGCCAUUCCUGAUUUGUCGUUUGUUUUUCAUUUGCUUAACCAAUUAGGAAUAAAAGGACACUUUCUUAA
Molecule: messenger RNA, 1482 nt
Organism: Manis javanica (Malayan pangolin)
Lineage: Eukaryota; Metazoa; Chordata; Mammalia; Pholidota; Manidae
Gene: RHEX
Product: regulator of hemoglobinization and erythroid cell expansion
Cellular component (GO): plasma membrane
Source: RefSeq, a predicted model, not a curated record